Messenger RNA from Dreissena polymorpha, 964 nucleotides. RefSeq lists its product as uncharacterized. The transcript has 6 exons. The coding region runs from base 455 to 940 and encodes 161 amino acids. Lineage: Eukaryota; Metazoa; Mollusca; Bivalvia; Myida; Dreissenidae. The record is from RefSeq and is a predicted model, not a curated record.
GAGUUGAAACUUUGGCAAUUGCUAUAAGGAACACUGAUAUUUAUGUUUCUUUCAUAUGUCGAUUAAAAUCACGAACAUAUACUAUUAUUUCAUAAUAAAGUUGUAAGUAGGUUAAUAUAAAAAAAACUUUGCGCGAAUGCAUUUACACGCUUAUUGACACACACGCUGAGAAAACAUUCUUAUCAACGAAUACGGAAGUAGAUAUACAUGUACCUCGGUUUUCAGAAAAUGCGUAAUGGAAUCUUAUGAUGUUUAUGGUUAUAGAUACACCUGUACGUUGGUUUUCAGAAAAAAAAUGUGAUGGGUGUCUUAUGACGUUUAUGGUUUUCCGGAUUUAAGAAGACAACAAUGACAAGGGCAAUUCCUACAUCUCGCACGAAACCCUCAUACACAACAGUGAAUAGCGACUUUUUCUCCUUUAAGCAACUAUAUUUAAUUUCGUGCAACAAGGGCCAUGGCCACACACGAUCCUCUGGAUGAAGGAUCGUGUGUGGAUGAAGGGUAUAUUAAGGAAGAUGACAGAGCUCCUUCGAAUAUGCAAGAAAAUGUUCUGGAAGACCAAGACGAACUGAUUGAAGACAACCUUAAAUGGUGGCGAUCGGCAAUAGUUCGUUGUAUACAAACGCCCCUUCUAGCUUCUAGACUGGCUCAAUUUGACAUUAUAAAUGCCGACGAAAAGUCCCGACUUGUCAGCCUGUAUCACCACCAUCCACCGCAUGUUGCCACUGAAGAGUUGAUUGAAAUCAUUAUCAACAAAAACCUUCCAAGAAAGUGGCAGGAUUUUAUUAAAGCCUUGGAAAUAGAAGGUUAUAUAUUUGUGAAGUCGCGUCUUAUCCCAUAUAAAACGGAAACACCUGCAGAACGCGAACAUGGGACGAAAGCUCGCGCAAUUGUGCGGUCCCAACACUGGAACAUGACAUUGAUCCGAUUCCACUACUGAAUUAUCUCGAAAAUCAUGGAGCUC